AUGGCGGCCGCUCCGUGCGUGGCGUAGUGUCGUGUGCGCGAGGGUGGGCGACGUCCGAGCUCGUCCCGGAAGCGGCGGGGCGCCGGCCGGGGUGGGGAAGGCGGCUGGAGCUGGGGGCGCCCGGACAGAGCCGUCCCCUCCUGGGCGUCUUAUGAGGACCCGAAAGCUUGCAGAUGGAGUGCCAUCUUCAGCACGCCAGAAGGCUGGAAACAACACAGCAACCCAGUCUUCAUCUCAUCAAGAGGUUGAUCUUUGCAAAUCUACUAAAACAGUGUGUCUGGCUUCUUCACACAAAGCAACUGACAGACGCCCUUCAAAGAGGCUAAAAUGUGAAAAAAACAGUCUAGUGAAACUGGAGUUACAAGAACUUGUAUCUGGAAAUGGAAGUGUUCCUCUUCUGAAAGAACCAACGGAAACGUCUGAUGAGGAUCAACAUUUGGGAGAUUCAGUUGACCCCAAUAUGAAGCCUUUACAGAGUAAAAGCAGAAGUGCUCCAAAGAUUAAUGAAGAGAUACAGGGGAAUGAUGAUGAUGUUUCCAUAAAACCAUCUGCACUGAAGGGAAAUAGCUGCCCACCAAAGAAAGAGGAAGAUGAAACUUUCCUGCAAAACCAUAUCCCAAAUGUGGAAGAGGAGAGCAGCUGUGGAACUGCGUUUUCAGAUGAGUCUGGGCUGGAGACUGUGGAUCUCCAGAAGAAACCAAUACAAUUGGAUAAUAGUGCUUUCUUAGAUGAGGACAGUAACCAGCCAAUGCCAGUGGACCGAUUCUUUGGAAAUAUGGAGUUCAUGCAGGACCUCCCAGCAGCUGCAGUCGCGUGCACCACAAUGAGCAGGCGGGAACUUAGAAAGCUGCACUUCAUUGCAAAGGAAGAUGAUGACGACGAUGAUGCACUUUAAGCACAGAAUGCAAAAAAGAUAACUUUUUUAAGUUGUUAAAUUGUCUAUUUUUCUAUAAGUCUGUUAAAAUAAUUAGUGAUCCUAUUAUAAUUAGCUAUCCUACCCAUCACAUGUCACUGGCAUGACAUCUUUCUACAAGUGCCUUUCUUAGAGAGAAACUGUCUAUUUCUAUAGGAAUCCUAGACAAAACCCAAAGCUGAGUGUGGAAGAGAGUGAAGUGCCUUUACUAGUGAAUGUGGAAGUGUGAAGUCAGCAGGAUUUAGAAGCCACAGCUACUGAUUUAACAGAAUUAAACAAUUUAAUAGAAUUAAAGGACUGGUUGCUUUAAUAAACGAAGCAAUUUUACUUUAUCUCUUUGUCGUGAAGAGGAACAGCUAACGAGCAUUAUGUAAAUUUGAGUGCAUACAACACAAGUCACCGUGGGGCUAACAGUUAUUUUCUUAAAAAGCAGAAAAAUCUUAAAAGCAAAAUGUGACUAACACACUUGUGUUAUUAUUGUAUGGUGUUCUUCAUAGGUGCCUAGUAAGUAAGCUGCUAGUACCCAAUACCUAAGAGGGAGUCCAUCAUGUAUUUCUUAUGUUUAGUGUUACACCAUUUGUUCACUUCUGAAACUAAUCAAUUCUACUUACAAACCUUUAAAUUGCGGUUCUGUUGGGAAAACUGGCCCUGUACAAAUGUCAGUGUGGGUUCUAUGUUUUGUCUCUAGAUGACCAGAUGUGCUUAUUUUACGAACAAGUAUGGGAGCUUUACUCUCUGCCUGUUCAACAACCUCCACCUGCCAUCUGAGAUAUAAGCUCGGUUUUCUUUCUUUCUCAUAUAUUACCAGCAGUAAAGCUACUGUAGGAUAAAUAUUGCCCUCACUUAUACCCAUGUAACCUUACUGUUUUCUUCAGUUGGUUUACACUGAUGGGAGCUCAGUAAAUAAUUCUGUUGAUGCUCAAGGAGUAAAAACUAAUCUCUGAGCUUUCUUCAGCAAUUUAUUACUAGAUGAAUGGUGUUGGAAGUAUGGAAUAAGGUCGGUCUGCCUGAUUUUCCCAGGUGGUAGCUUCAAAUGACUUUAUGAAAAUUAUUAGUUAAUCUAACGUUGGUAACACUUCAUUGGAAGUGGUUAUUAGGCAAUAAGCUUCCAGAUCUAUAUUUUUGAAACUUUAAGUACUUGCUCUCCGAAUUUCUAGAAAAGUAGGAAACCUAUCGGCAGAUGGCUUAUAUAAAUAUUCAUUUCUACAGCUAUUGCCUAUUAAGCAGCCACAUAAAAGCUGAAUGAAUUGUAUAGGGUAUGUUCAUUCUCUUAUUUUCACUUCAUCUGAUAUGCUAUUGCUACCAGCAAUGUCUUACUGCUUUUCCUCUUUUCUAAUGCAGUAAUAUAAAGGCAUUCAACUUUUUUAAAUAGUGUGAUUAUGAUUUUUAACAACUAAAUCUUGCUGUAAUCCCUAUACCUUUAUCCUUCAGGCUUUUGGGGAUUUAUUUGUGAACCAAUGUCCCUCAUAAGUGUCUAUUCGGGUGGAAUAACAUGUAUUUUUAAUAGCAUCUUGAAGGGUGAUGUUAAAUUAUUUAGGGAACAUGCUUUAUAGACCACAUUACAGUUGUCAGCAGGGCAAGAACAGGAUCUUCAUUUGUUAUGACAUCUCCAAAAAUGUCAUCCUGGAGUGUGUGUAGAUUUAUUUACAGGUAUUAAAACAGUUACAGAUUA
This is a messenger RNA of Chrysemys picta bellii (western painted turtle), 2585 nucleotides long. The record is from RefSeq and is a predicted model, not a curated record. Lineage: Eukaryota; Metazoa; Chordata; Testudines; Emydidae.